Molecule: messenger RNA, 4477 nt
Organism: Camarhynchus parvulus
Lineage: Eukaryota; Metazoa; Chordata; Aves; Passeriformes; Thraupidae
Gene: ZNF148
Product: zinc finger protein 148
Exons: 6
Coding region: 1121-3493 (790 amino acids)
Biological process (GO): regulation of transcription by RNA polymerase II
Cellular component (GO): nucleus
Molecular function (GO): DNA-binding transcription factor activity, RNA polymerase II-specific; RNA polymerase II cis-regulatory region sequence-specific DNA binding
Source: RefSeq, a predicted model, not a curated record
CUCUCUAUAGUCUUUAUUUGAUGUAUAGCUUUAGCUACAAAGUUGUAUUUUCAUAGAAUGACAGAAUAGUUUGGGUUGGAAGGGAUCUUUAAAGGCCAUCCAGUCCAAGCCCCAGCAAUGAGCAGGGACAUCUUCACUUAAAUCAGUUUGCUCAGCCCCAUCCAACCUGGCCUUGAAUGUUUUCCUGGAUGGGGUAUGCACCACCUCUCUGGGCAUCUUGUGCCAGUGUUUCAGCACCCUCAUUGUAACAAUAUUCUUCCUUGUAUUUAGUCUAAAUUGACCAUCUCUGCAUUCAAAACCAUUACCUGUUGUCCUGUUGCAACAGGCUCUGCUAAAAAGUUUUCUCCACCUUAAAAGCUCUCUUUGAAGUAAUGAAAGGCUGCAAUCAGGUCUCCCCAGAGCCUUCUUUUUCUCUCGUCCUGUUGGCAUAGCAGAGAUGUUCUAGCCCUUUGAUAAUUUUCCUUUCCUCCCCUGGACUUGCUCCAGCAUAUCCACAUCCUUCUUAUGUUGCGGCCCCAGAGCUGGAUGUAACACUGCAGGUGGGGUCACAGGAGAGUGGAGUGGAGGGGCAGAAUCACCUCCCUCAACUGCUGCUUUGGAUGCAGCCCAGUUUUCUCUCACUUGUGGAUAUUAAGAUGUUCCAGGAGCAACAAUGCCCCAGGGUAGCAGCAGUGGAAGGGCACUGGAAGGACAAGGAAGUAGGGAGAACAGGACCAGUAUGAAAGAGGUGUUUGUAAAAGACAGUCAAAAUGGAAAAAGAGAAUAGAGCAAAGAGGGCGUACAGCAAAAAAAUUAGAAGUUUUCUAAGGAAUGAGAAGGAGGAAUUAGACAUCAUUUAAUUACCAUACUUUUGCCAGAAGUCAGGAGCAUGACUUGAAAGCUUUUAUUUGAAAGUGUUCAGUUGUGUGCACACAGAUGUGCAAAAGGAGAGUCUUUUGACAUUCCUUGAAGAUAUCCAACUCUUGGUUCUUACUCAGUAUCAACUUGAGGACUGCAUGUGUGUUUGUUGAGUACUGACUUGAGUUCUUAUAAAAUGUUUUUAAGUAAAAAAUUUUAAGCAAGCGCACCAAUUGUAGAUGUUUACUAUUAAAACUUUCUUUGUAGGUAAUUGCACUUAAGAAUGAACAUUGAAGACAAGCUGGGAGGAUUAUUUCUUAAAUGUGGUGGCAUAGACCAGAUGCAGUCAUCCAGGGCUAUGGUAGGGAUGGGUGCAGUAUCUGACCAGUCUGGAGUAUCGAGAGAACGGCAAGAGGCAGUGCUUCAAGAUCGGACUAUGCCGCACCAAGAAAUUCUUGCAACAGAUGAAGUGUUACAGGAAAGUGAACUUCGACAGCAAGAGAUGAUUUCACAUGAUGAACUCAUGGUCCAUGAGGAGACGGUAAAAAAUGAUGAUGAAAUGGAUGCACAAGAUAGACUUCCUCAAGGGCUGCAGUAUGCUGUUAAUGUCCCUAUCAGUGUAAAGCAAGAAAUUACCUUUACUGAUGCAUCUGAACAACAGAAACGAGACAAAAAACAAAUACGAGAGCCAGUAGAUUUGCAGAAAAAGAAGAAAAGAAAACAGCGUUCACCAGCAAAAAUCCUUACAAUAAAUGAGGAUGGAUCACUUGGUCUGAAAACCCACAAAUCUCAUGUUUGUGAGCAUUGCAAUGCUGCCUUUAGAACCAACUACCAUUUACAGAGACAUGUCUUCAUUCAUACAGGUGAAAAACCAUUUCAGUGCAGUCAGUGCGACAUGCGUUUCAUACAGAAGUACCUGCUACAGAGGCAUGAGAAGAUUCAUACUGGUGAAAAGCCAUUUCGUUGUGAUGAAUGUGGUAUGAGGUUUAUUCAGAAGUAUCACAUGGAAAGGCACAAAAGAACUCACAGUGGAGAGAAGCCUUACCAGUGUGAAUAUUGUUUGCAGUAUUUCUCCAGGACCGAUCGUGUGCUGAAACACAAACGUAUGUGCCAUGAGAACCGCGAGAAGAAACCCAACAGAAGUGCCACCAAAGUUGGCUUUUUGCCAUCGGAGGAAGAUUCCGGUUUCUCUACGCCUCUGAAAGACAGCUCCUUGCCAAAGAAGAAAAGGCAGAAAACAGAGAAAACAAAAUCUGGGGAUAAGGAAGGUUCAGAUAAAUCAGAACACAAGAAGGACAAAAAUGACUAUUUGCCUUUGUACUCUUCUAGUACUAAAGUAAAAGAUGAAUAUAUGGUAGCGGAAUAUGCUGUUGAGAUGCCACAUUCUUCAGUCGGUGGAUCGCACUUAGAGGAAGCAAAUUCUGGAGAAAUACACCCACCGAAGCUGGUUCUCAAAAAGGUCAACAAGAGGAGUCUAAAGCAGCCACUUGAGCAAAGUCAAACCAUUUCACCUUUAUCUACAUAUGAAGACAGCAAGGUUUCGAAGUAUGCCUUCGAUCUUGUGGAUAAGCAAAGUUUACUGGACUCUGAAGGUAAUGCUGACAUUGAUCAAGUCGACACAUUACAGGAAGGGCCCAGUAAACCUGUACACAGCAGCACUAAUUAUGAUGAUGCAAUGCAGUUUUUGAAGAAAAAGAGGUAUCUACAAGCAGCUAGUAACAACAGUCGAGAAUAUGCCUUGAAUGUAAGUACCAUAGCAUCUCAACCUUCAGUAACGCAGGCAGCUGUGGCCAGUGUCAUUGAUGAAACUGCCACAGCCUCAAUACUGGACACACAGGCACUGAAUGUUGAAAUUAAAGGUAACCAUGACAAAAAUGUCAUUCCAGAUGAGGUACUGCAAACUCUGUUAGAUCAUUAUUCACACAAGGCUAAUGGACAGCAUGAGAUCUCUUUCAGCGUGGCUGACACAGAAGUGACCUCUAGUAUAUCCAUCAAUUCCACUGAAGUAUCUGAGGUGACCCCAUCUGAGACGGUUGGAACAAGCUCUCAAGCUUCCUCAUCAGAUAAAGCUAGUAUGUUACAAGAAUAUUCAAAGUUUUUACAGCAAGCUUUGGACAGAACUAGCCAAAAUGAUGCCUAUUUGAACAACCCGAGCCUUAAUUUUGUGACUGAUAACCAGACACUUACAACCCAGCCAGCAUUUCCUUCCAUGGAGAAGGUCUACACAUCUAUACCUGUCAAUAGCUUUCGGUCGGGGAUGAACUCUCCAUUAAGAACAACUCCAGACAAGUCUCACUUUGGACUAAUGGUUGGUGAUUCUCAGCACCCUUUUCCCUUUUCAGGUGAUGAGGCAAAUCAUUCUUCUUCCUCUUCUACACAGGACUUCUUGGAUCAAGUAACUUCUCAGAAGAAAGCAGAGGCACAGUCUGUUCAUCAAGCAUAUCAAAUUAGCUCCUUUGAGCAGCCCUUUAGAGCUCAGUACCAUGGGGCAAGAGCUGGAAUAUCCUCUCAGUUUAGCACUGCCAAUGGACAGGUGAACCUUCGGGGACCAGGGACAAGUGCUGAUUUCCCAGAAUUUCCCUUGGUGAAUGUAAAUGAUAGCAGAGCUGGGAUGACUUCUUCACCUGAUGCCACAACGGGCCAGACUUUUGGCUAAGAAAUCUUUGUAAAUAAUACUGGCACUUUAGAACACAUUUGUCAAAAGGGGGUUGCUCUGUAUAAGAUGGAGUUCUGUACAGCUUUUAAGAGCGCUAUGUUAAAACAGAAGUAAGCUGAUAUUAGCAAGACCAAUAACUGCUUCUUUUUUCUUUUUUUCUUUUGUAAAAAAAAUUGUUUGUUAGCCAUCAGUCAUUGAACUGCCUGAUGUUGGUGCCCCUAUCAAAGGCAGUUUAUUAUUCACUUGUUUGAAUCCAGAAAAUAUUUUACCUUCUAUGAAAUUUUAAAAUAAACAAAAUCCCCAGGUAAGACUUUCCCCCAUGAUUGUUUCCUUGCUGGUUUCCUUGUAUGCUUUGGGAGGACAGUUUUUUGUCUGAUACUAUUCACAAUGUCAUUUCUAAGCUUGUCAGCAUAGUUGUCGCUCUUCAGCAGGGAAUCAACAUGUACUAAACACAGAGAAUAAACAAGUAAGUUUUGGAAGUCAAACAAAUAUGCUUUAAAAGAAAGCAUUUUCUAGAAAAAUCUUCAGUUUCUCUCAAAAAUAAUUUUAGACCAUGUGCCCUUUAUUUCUGCUUUGCAUUACCUUGAGUUCUGUUUGGAGGGAAAGAAAGUGAAUUCUGAUAGACUAACUCUACUAUUUAAAAGUCUAAUUAAUUUAAAAUACUUUAAACACUUUUUUAAGCAAAAUGCCUAACUGCUAAAGCCUUUACUUCAUUCCGGAAGUAAUGUGUAUUUCUUUGUACAGCUGAAUCUAGAUGUAACUUUUUAAUGACUUUUUCAUAUGCAGAAACCAAGAUUUUGAAGUUUUAGUUAAAAUACUCUGUAGAUGACAUUCCCAAUUGCAAAAUGCUUACACAAACAGUGUAUUCCAAGAUUUAAAAGCUUAAUUGUACCUUACCCUACAUACUCAUAACGGUUAACAUAGAGCACUUAGCCAACUUUAUAGUUUUUGAUUUCUCAAAAAAUAAAACCAUUUUUAGAUGUU